Closterium sp. NIES-65 is the source of this 3123-nucleotide messenger RNA. The record is from the annotation of a GenBank genome assembly. NCBI's taxonomy places the organism in Eukaryota, Viridiplantae, Streptophyta, Zygnematophyceae, Desmidiales, Closteriaceae.
AUGUCGCCCCCUCCCGAUCCUGUGUCUGCGCCGUCGCCUGUGCCUCCUGCUGACCUGGCCCCUGCGCCUGUUGUGGCGCCACCCCCUGCCGUGGCGUCGUCGUCCGCGCCUGCUGUGGUGACAGCCCCUGCUCCUGAAGUGGCGCACCUGGGAGCACGCGGUGUGGCAUCUGCUCCUGCGCCUGCUGCGGCGACUGCACCGGUGCCGGCAGCCGCGUCUGCUCCUGCGCCUGCCGCGGCGCCUGCUCUGGCGCAACCUCCUGCGCCCGCCGCUGCGGCUUCGUAUGCGGCUGCUGUGGCGGCCUCCGUGCUGCUGCCGGUCAUCCUGAGCGUCUAUCUCACAUUCACGGCCUUCAUAGCAAAGCCAGAGGAUCUCGAGAUUCGAUUGGGGGCGUGCCUCACGCUCUUCCUUGCACUCGUAGCCAUCCAGUUCGUCAUUGACAGCCAGCUGCCGCGCACGUCAGCGAUAACCAACUUUGGGUAUCUGAUGAUAGUGUCGUACAUUGUCAUCUGGCUGUGCACCAUGGAGACCCUCAUCGCCUUCUGCAUCGCCGAGCGCAUCGAGAAGAACGUGCAGGAGCUCGUGCAGGACACUCUGCCGCCCGCCCUCUCCUUCAAGCGCCCUGCUGGGGACAGGGCAGCAGGCGAGAAGCUGAUGGGCGGUGGGGAGGACGCGGAUGGAGCUGACAGCAACGACCCUGAAGCCAUUGCGGAGGCUGCAGCGGAGAGGAGGGCUGCUGCAGCUGAGGAGAAGCAGAAGAACGUCGUCCCGGGGCUGCUGCUCGUGCCGCUCCUGCUCCUCUCCCUCAGCGUCUUGCGGAUCCACGCGCGCCACGGCCCCGAGAUAGCCGCUGCGGACGCUCAGCCGCAUUCCCGCAGCGGGAUUCCCGCCGCCGGGGGUGUCGCAGAUUCUCAUGGGGGGCAGUUCGAAUCGCAGUCACCGGAGGUCGGGGCAUCCGGAGGGCGCCAGCAGGGCCCAUCAGCCGCAAGCGGAGGCAGAAGGGUAGCCAACACGGGGAGCAAUGACGGCGCGGCGGAGUCGAUUGCGGAGUGGAAGCGGCGAUCAGCGGAAGCGGGCGCGCACUUCUUCCCCCUGCAGCGCGCGGAAGACGCCCGCAGCAGGGACGAGCUGCACCGCCGGAUCCUCGCGAGCAUGGGGCAAGGCAUGAAGCCCCCGGAAGCGUCAGGCACGGUAUCGCAGGAGAAGGGGUAUCGUUUGCCGCUGUUGAACUACGAGAGCGCGCUGGUCUCAACGGCCAAUGGCACAAUGGGCAACACCAUGGUCAACUACAGCACCUUCCUCAAUGACAACCAGAUCCGCCUCCCGUAUGUGCCGCCAUGCCAUGCCCCACUCUCUGCCCGCCACUCUCUGCCCUGCCGGCCACUCGCUGCCGGCCACUCGCUGCCCGCCACUCGCUGCCCGCCACUCGCUGCCCGCCACUCGCUGCCCGCCACUCGCUGCCGGCCACUCGCUGCCCGCCACUCGCUGCCGGCCACUCGCUGCCCGCCACUCGCUGCCCGCCACUCGCUGCCCGCCACUCGCUGCCCACCACUCUCACUCACUCUCUCAAAACGCACUCUCACGCCGCCCUCUCUCAGCAACUCGCAAGCACCCCUCUCUCGGUCAACCAUCAUCCCCGGCCCCAGCCCUUCACAACAGACGCUUCCCACGUUCCUUCUCCCCUCUUUCUCCGCUUUCUCCCCCCACCCACGCUCACUUCUCCCACCCUCAUGUCACCGCGUGUAUCCGUACUACGUGAAUCUCAAGCUGGGGUCGCAGAAGCAGCAGUUCAGCAUGGCGCUCAAUGUGCUUAUACAAGACACGUUCGUGCCCUGCGACUGCCUGCACUGCGGCUCCAUGCGCAAGGGGACCACAACAAGCAAGCCCUUCAGCACGCUCGCCUCCACAACCCUCAAGUACAUCUCCUGCAGCGACCAGCGCUGCAUGACGGGUGUUGACUCCGGCUACUACGGCUGCAACACAGAUGGGCUCGGCAACUACAUCAACACCACGGGCCUGCUGCCUGGGGACGACGCUCUCUGCGUGUACAGUGCGAGCGCAUCAGGCUAUGACUACUACGAAGCUGACUUUGAUACGGGAUCGUACCUUCAGUCGGUGGGGCAUGUGGUGGAGGACACCGUCUACCUCACUGCACCUGAUGGUACCGAAGUCAACCGAUCCAUCGUUUUUGGCUGUGGAGUGAACCAGCAGGGCUACUGGGGCAUGCAGGGGUGGCAGUACGGGUCAUGGGCAGCAGGAGGCGUGCUGGGGCUGGGGUGGGGCAGCCCCUUCCUCUGGCAGCUCACCGGCAUUAAUGACCCAAGCGCCUUUGCGGUGUGUCUGGAGGAGCCGACCCCCACCAACAAGACGGGGUGGGAUGGCGAGCUGCCGCUGCAGACAGGCAGCAGCCAUCUCACCAUCGGAGCCACCGGCCUCCCUGCCGGCGCCAGCUACUCGCAUAUCCAGAUGACAAUAAGCAACGCCACGCACACCCUCAACAUCACAGACGACCCAGCCGACGUGCCGGCGGACUUCCCUCAGGAUACCACGCCGGGCUUCUACUUCAUGCCCGAGUCCUUCGUGCAUCUCCUGCGCUACCCUCUCUUGAUUGAUCUUCUCGACAAGCUCGCAGACAUGACAGGGCAAGAUUUAACCUUUUAUGGAUAUGACAAGGACAUGUAUCGGCUUGUAUGCUUCACCAACAAGAACAAGGCGGUGGAUCCGUUCACGGCCUUCCCCACCAUCGACAUUUCUUUCCUCUCUGCAGACAACACCAGCGCCACCUCCCACUUCUAUCUCAAGCCUCGCGAGUACCUCGCCCAGAUUGCGCCUCUGACUUACUGCGUUAUGGCCACAUAUCUUCCUGCCGACAGAAACUACUACAGCUUGAUUGGAGAGCCGGCGCUGUUCAACAAGUACCUCUUCCUCGACUACACCAACGAGAUUGCAGGAUGGAUGGACGCCCCUAACUGUGGAGCUGAGCCACUACUGCCACCACCCUCCCCUCCACCGCCUUCGCCUGUUUUCAAAGGGGACACCCACUCCUCCCCAGUGGCAGCAGCACUAUCAUCUGCCAUUGUCCUUGCCACCUCUGCCGCUCUGCUUGCUCUCAGUCUUCACUAG